Molecule: messenger RNA, 792 nt
Organism: Diabrotica virgifera virgifera (western corn rootworm)
Lineage: Eukaryota; Metazoa; Arthropoda; Insecta; Coleoptera; Chrysomelidae
Exons: 2
Coding region: 1-792 (263 amino acids)
Cellular component (GO): nucleus
Source: RefSeq, a predicted model, not a curated record
AUGGCAGAUAUUAAUAAGAGAAAACAGCCAAUGUCGAUGGAGCAGAAAAAUCUCUUGAUAGAGUACAUGCGGGCCCAUCCACAACUAAAACAAAAGUUUUCUUCAACAUACACAAGAAAGGAUUCCAUCACAAUGUGGACAGAGAUAACAAAUAUUUUAAACGCUACUCCAGGAACGCAGAAAGAUUGGAAAGACUGGAGAAAGAGUUGGCAUGACAUUCAGUCUAGAGUGAAAUCGAAGAAGGGGAGAUUGAACAGCUACUACUCAGGAACAGGAGGAGGGCCUGCAUUGCCUGAUCUGAGUCAAAGUGAGGAAAUAGUAGUGGAAAUAAUAGGCAACACAGCUAUUGAAGGAAUGGGGAAUGUAAGAGAAUCGGAGGUUGCAGAAAUUAACAUGAAUUAUGAAACAGCUGAGGACCACGAUCUAGAGCUGGAUGAAACAAAUAUUCAAGGUGAUGAAUUAACCCAACCUGUCUCUCUUAGUGAUACACCUACUACAUCAGGUGCAUCUCUAAGACAGAAAGGUCAUGUAGAGGCGACUACAAAUUCUGCUUCUGCAGCAUCAAAACCAAGGAAUGUGGCCACUCAACGGUUGGACACAGCAAUCAACCAAAGUAGUGAAGCACUUCAACUCUUGUCAGACAAAUUAGAAGUAAAAAGAGAGUACUACAAAAGCAAAUUGGAACUGAUGAGAAGAGAGGUGACAGCAAAGGAGAACAUAGUGUCAGAAUUAAAAAAAGUGAAUGUCUAUCUAUCUCAACAGUUUCCAGAUGUAGAUGUUUCCAAACUUUAG